AUGCGCUGCUCCCCCAGACGUGCCCUGGCGGCUGCCCUCGCAGCCUCCUCCCUCUUCCUCUUCCUCUUCCUCCUCCUCUACAGAGGCUGUCAGCAGGAAGAGGAUCCCCAGGAGGUGGAGCUUCAGGGCUCGGCCCCGGCCGCGGCGCUGCAGCAGCUGCAGGCAGGAGCUCGGCACACCCUGAGCGACGCUGAGGUCUUCUCUGCUCUGCACAACGUCUCCUACCAGCUGCUGGCUGGCUCCCUGCCCCCCGACAAAAAGUUCCUGGCCGUGGGGCUGGCCUCGGUGCGGCGCCCGCGGGGCUUCUACCUGCCGGCCACGCUGCGGUCCCUCUUCGAGCAGUCGACGGAGGAGGAGCUGCAGGAGCUGGUGGUGGUCGUGCACCUGGCAGACCCUGACCCCUCCUGGAACGGGCGGGUGGCCGCCGGCAUCGCGCAGAGCUUCGCCCGGCACGUCCAGCAGGGCAGGCUGCUGCUGAUCCACGCCCCCCAGCAGCGCUACCCCAGCCUGGAGGGGCUCAAGAGGAACUACGGCGACCCCGAGGAGAGGGUGAGGUUCCGCUCCAAGCAGAACCUGGACUACGCCUUCCUCUUCGCCUUCGCCGCCAACCUCUCCUCCUACUUCCUGAUGGUGGAGGACGACGUGCGCUGCGCCCGCUCCUUCCUGACGGCCGUCCGCAGGGCCGUGGCCUCCCGGGCGGGCUCGGCCUGGGCCACGCUGGAGUUCUCCAAGCUGGGCUACAUCGGGAAGCUGUACCGCGCCGCGGAGCUGCCGCGCCUGGCGCGCUUCCUGCUGCUCUUCUACCAGGAGAUGCCCUGCGACUGGCUGCUCGCCCACUUCCGACAGCUGCUGGCCCAGAAGGAGGUCAUCCGCUUCACGCCCUCCCUCUUCCAGCACCGAGGGCUCUACUCCUCCUUCCAGGGCAGCCUCAACCGGCUGGAGGACGACGAGUUCCAGGCGGACGCCUCGGACCCGCCGGACAACCCCCCGGCCGCCCUCUUCACCAGCAUGGACGUCUUCGAGCACCACGAGCCGCGGGGGGCCUACGGCACGGCAGAAGGCUACUUCUGGGGCAAGGACCCGGUGGCCGGCAGCGUCUUCACCGUGGUCUUCCAGCAGCCCACCCUGCUGAGGCGGGUGCGGGUGCUGACCGGCUCCGCGCAGCGCCCCGCCGACCGCCUGCGCGCAGGGCUGCUGGAGCUGGGCCGGCGGCGGCGGGCGGACGGCAGGGACUGCGCCGCCUACACCCCGGCCGGCGCCUUCCAGCAGGGCGGCUUCGACGGGCGGGGGCUGGAGAGGGCCGCGGGGGGCCCCGUGGAGUGCCUGCGGGUGCGGGUGACGCGGGGGCAGAGCGAGUGGCUGAUCAUCCGCAGCAUCCAGGUCUGGACCGCGCCGGGCUCCCGCGGCGGCCGGCGGGAUGCCGAGGCGGCCGCAGCGGCGCCCUGA
This is a messenger RNA of Dryobates pubescens (Downy woodpecker), 1446 nucleotides long. RefSeq names its product alpha-1,6-mannosyl-glycoprotein 4-beta-N-acetylglucosaminyltransferase-like. The record is from RefSeq and is a predicted model, not a curated record. Bases 1 to 1446 code for a protein of 481 amino acids. Gene Ontology annotation, biological process: protein N-linked glycosylation. Gene Ontology annotation, molecular function: acetylglucosaminyltransferase activity. The transcript has 3 exons. Lineage: Eukaryota; Metazoa; Chordata; Aves; Piciformes; Picidae.